AUGUCGACCAAGGACUUCUACAAUACGCUCGAGACAAAGGCAUCGCAAGAGUACCCCGACGAGGUAGCUUCCAGCUACAUGGAAUAUUAUUCUUCAGCCAAGAAGGAUCUGGAGGCUAGAAAUCUUGACCUCGGCCACGAGUCCGCACUUCUCUUGCAGAUUCAGAAAAGGUCAACUGCUGCGCUUCAGCUUAAUUGGGACCCAAUGAUGCCCCCAAUGCAUCAUUUUAGCGUUUUUUCCAGUGACCCCCCUCUGCAAAGCGAACAAGCAGAGCAUGGUAACAAACUCAUUGUCCCCCCAGAUGGGUUCGAAGGGGAUUCUUCGCGUCUACGCCUCCAAGCUUCUGGGAAUGGACCUGAGUCAGUUGCCUGUCACAGUUACUUUGGGCCUCAUAUUGCACAGCAUCUGGGCUUCGGUACUGUGUGGGGCCCAUCCAAGUCAAAGGACUGUGAUACGCCUCCGAGGAUCAAGGAGCUUCUUCUGCGUGACCGAGAAUUCGUUUCUCACAAAUUGGAACUCAACAAAAAGUCGCGUGCUCUUAUGAACCGAAAUGAACACUCGAGAAUGAUGGUAGACUCGAUGUCUUACAAAAUGCUGCCACAGCACAAGAACGCGACUCUGUUCCAUGACAUGACCCUCGUCUCCGAGCAGACGGAGCAUGAAAAUAUGCUUCAGUCCCACAGGCGCCCAUGGAGACCUCCUCAAAAUGCUGCUGCUCUGCCAGAUUUCCAUUUCCCCUCCAUUUCGACUUCCUCUGAGUCACGGGAAGAAAAUGGAAAUCUUCCUUGGGUCCCAGAGGAUCCUCCAAGCACGGCUCAAGCCGAAAUUAAUGUGUCGCCGUACUUCCGACCUGGUUUACCAAAUAAGCACCAAUCUAGCUCGUCCGCGUCAAUUCUCCACAAGACUGCACUAAAUGUUAGCAGCACACCUUCCAAGGGAACGACAGUCCGCCCAAUUCCUUCUGAAGAAUACCCUGAACUUCCUGUCUCUUCAUCUCGUGAUUUUCGUCGCAAAAAGCCCAUCAUCUCUGGCCCUGUGCCGAAUGAAAAGAUCAGGUCUUCGAUGACAGGAUUUACUGAGUCUGAGAACGAUGAUGGUACGUUAUUAAAACCUAUCAGCCUGAAUGACACGCCACCUAUUGGAAAGUCCCCUGCCGCAGGACUUGAAACUUCGCACACGUCCAGUACGGGGCUCUCCAGUACAGGCCUUGGCUCUCUAUCCAGAUUCAUGGAAACGAGAGGCGUCAUCACGUCAAGCGACCCUGCAACUAGCCCAUACUUUGAUCGUGGUGAAACUAACCAGACCAAUGAACAACAGUGUCAAUCGGAUCAAGCCCGUAUUCUCUCGGUUCCGGGAGAAGUGCCCUUUGAGGCAGCUAAAGAUUGUUCCCUCGCCCUUUCGAUAAUCAACCCUGAUUCCGAAACCAUCUCAGCCAAUCUCUUGUUGUUCCUUUCCAUGAACCUUCUCAAAACACAUCUCCGACUAGUUCGAUCUCUCGAACAGCGACCAACACCUCCUAGACUGAUCUAUCGAGAAUACAUAUCAUCAUCGAACCCGCCAUACCCGGAUUCUACAGUUCCAAAUUUACAAGAUCAAGCUUUGACACCCACAGAAGCCGACUUGAUCAUCGCCCCGACUGUCGGUAUCAUACUUACAACAUCACAUGCAUUAACUCAGGUUUACCUACCUGGGCAUCAAUCUGAUGAUCCCUUCAUCCGACAGCACAAAGAUAUCACUUCCCCCCUGAAAGAACGAGUCUUCCGCCUGGCACCUCGGUACGAGAUUUUGUACUUGCUAAUCAGCCAUCAAUCUCCAGCAGCCGAUCAAGCACAUAUCCACCAGACAAAAGAAUUACAAAUUACAAAAUCUACAAAAACUUCACUUGACUCGCUUUUAUUAUUUUGCACCGCCCUUUCCAAUUCAACAACAAUUGUCCCCCUCCAUAUUCCUACCCUUCCAGAAAAAACAGCAGAAUGGAUUCUCACCCUUGCAACAAAACACUCUCUUUCCCUUUCGACAAUUUCUCACCCCGCCCCCUCCGCAAACGUCGAUGCCCAUAAAAGGAUCUCUCAACAUGUUACUCUGAACGAAAUCAUCCAGGAAGAGGAAUCCGAAUCGGAGAGGUUUCUUCGGAUAAUCGGACUGAAUCCUUUCGCGGCGAGGACAGUACUCGAUAUCAUUGACUCGGAGGGUCGCGUCUCUGAAGAGUGUGACGAUGAGCCCGAAGAUUUCCCGAUCAAGACUCAAGACGAUGAGAACAAGUCUGCGUUGGCUGUUUUCAUGGAGAUGAAGCCUAGUGAGAGGCUUGCUCGAUUUCGAGGAUUGAUUGGGGAGCGUCUGUGGGCUACAUUUCAUUGUCUUGUUUGA
Penicillium odoratum is the source of this 2367-nucleotide messenger RNA. RefSeq lists its product as uncharacterized. The record is from RefSeq and is a predicted model, not a curated record. The transcript is spliced from 4 exons. Lineage: Eukaryota; Fungi; Ascomycota; Eurotiomycetes; Eurotiales; Aspergillaceae. The coding region runs from base 1 to 2367 and encodes 788 amino acids.